Anolis sagrei ordinatus is the source of this 1560-nucleotide messenger RNA. It is a transcript of the gene ANGPTL3, whose product is annotated as angiopoietin like 3. The record is from RefSeq and is a predicted model, not a curated record. Gene Ontology annotation, biological process: triglyceride homeostasis; phospholipid catabolic process; cholesterol homeostasis. Lineage: Eukaryota; Metazoa; Chordata; Lepidosauria; Squamata; Anolidae.
AUGAAAUCAGUCCUGAUAUUUCUCUUUAUAAUUUCUUUAGUAAUUUCAACUAGAACAGAUGAAGACCAUGAUACUUCCUUUGAACCAGUAAUUCCUGAGCCAAAGUCUAGGUUUGCCAUGUUACAGGAUGUGCAAUUACUAGCCAAUGGACUACUCCACCUCGGGCGUGGUCUUAAAGAUUUUGCUGUCAAGACCAAGGGCCAAAUGGAUGGCAUCUUUCAGAAGCUUAAUAUUUUUGAUCGAUCGUUCUCUGAGAUUUCGCAACAAACCAACGAAAUUAAGGAAGAAGAGGAACAACUAAGAAAAACAACAGCCAGACUACAAACUAAUAAUGAAGAGAUAAGGAAUGCAUCUCUGGAGCUUAACUCCAAAAUGCAGAUCCUUUCACAGGAGAAGAUUCAACUUCAAGACAAAGUAGAGAGGCUUGAAGAAAAAUUAACAGAGUUGUUUCAGACGCUGCUUGAAAUUCAGGAACCUGAAGAAAUGUCAUCACUCAAAAAUGUGGUGAAGCAACAGGACAGUCACCUCCAAAAUCUGCUCAAAAUAGUUCAAAUCCAACAUGCUCAGCUUGCCAAACAGCAAGAGCAAAUACAGGACUUGAAAGAGAAGAAAAUUAACCCUGCUUUUCAAGAGGGUGCACAGCUACUACUCUCUACAAAGGAAGAUGAAACAAGAAAUGCUAAACUUAAUGCAACAUCUGAAAUUCAAUAUUAUGAAGGCAAUACUACUGAUUGCUCUUGGAUUUACAACAGAGGAGAAAGAACUAAUGGCAUUUAUUCUAUUAAUCCCAGAGGAUCCAAAGCAUUUAACGUUUUCUGUGAGAUGAAAACAGAAAGUUCAUGGACAGUCAUUCCAAAUAGAUUGAAUGGAUCGCGAGAUUUCAAUCAAACCUGGGAGGACGAUAUAAAUGGAUUUGGCAACCUCGAUGAAGGUGGAUGGACAGUCAUUCAAAACAGAUUGAAUGGAUCGCAAGAUUUCAACCAAACCUGGGAUGACUAUAUAAAUGGAUUUGGCAACCUUGAUGGAGAAUUUUGGCUUGGCCUACAUAAGAUCUAUUCCAUUGUAGGCCAUACAGACUACAUCCUACGUAUUGAAUUAGAAGACUGGAGAGCUAACAAACAUUAUAUUGAGUACACAUUAAAGAUGGGAGGACCAGAGACAGAUUACGCUGUUAUUCUGUUCAGGAUUACUGGUAAUAUCCUCUAUGCUCUGCCUGAACAAAAAGAGCUGAAGUUCUUGACAAAAGACCAUGGCAAUAACACAGAGAGAAACAUCAGCUGUCCAGAAAGUGAUUCAGGUGGUUGGUGGUACAGUGGAUGCGAAGAAACUAACCUGAAUGGAAAAUAUAUCAAACCAAGCUCAAAAGGCAGACUAGAAAAGAAGAAGAGGGGACUGUACUGGAAACCUCAAAAAGGAAGGCCCUACCUUCUCAAGUCAACAAAACUGAUGAUCCAUCCUACAGAUUUUGAAAAUUUUUACUAAGUAUCUUCAGAGUAGAUCUGAAAACCAUAAACUACUUCAACUGGAGCUGAACAUAGGCUCUUUUUGGUGCUCUAAAAA